AGUCUCCUCCCUUACGGGAGAGGCCCCACCUCCCUCCCUCUUCCCCUCCCUUUCUCUCUCUAGAGCGCAGCUUUCUCUCUCUACGGCGGCGAUGGCGAUCUCCUCCAGGAGCGACCGGCCGAGCGGCCCGGUGCUCCGAUCCCUCUCCCCCGGCAGGUUCAACUCGCUCACCGCCAGGGCGACGACGGCCAUCGAGUCGUCGGCCUCGUCGCUGUCCACGAUGGCCUCCGACUUCGCGAUGAGCUCCGGCUUCUACUCCCCGUCCUCCCCGUCCGCCUCCUCCUUCUUCGGCCGGCGGCCGUCCUCCCCCACCCGCGUCAACCUCUCCUCCUCGCCGCCGCAGCUGCUCUCGUCGUCCUCCGUACGCUUCUCCAUGGACGGCCCGGUGUCCCCGAAGCGGUCGUUCGCCGUCUCGCCUCGCCAUCCGGUGAUCAGCCGCCGCGGCAGCUCGAUCGGGAGGAAGGCGUGCAUGUGCUCGCCGACGUCGCACCCCGGCUCGUUCCGCUGCAGCUUGCACAAGCACUCGGGCAGCGGCGGCGGCGGCGGCGGCGGGGGAGAGGGAAGCGGUCACUCUGACUCGUUCGUGCCGAACCGGCUGAUCAUGCUGCGGUCGGCGAUGAGGAACAGGAUCGUCAGCAUCGGCGGCGUCGAGGGGGACCUGGUGAUGAGAGCCCUGACGGCUCUGAUCCGCCCGUCCUCGCACCAGCAGAGGCGGCUGGGCGCAUUCCGGCCGAGGCCGAGUCGGCUUUCGGCGAUGUCCAAGGCGGCCGCGGCGGAGGAUCUCUAAUCAGGUUGAUUUUACGCGUGCGGCUGGUGAAAUUCGCGUGUGCAGCUCCGGGGACCGAGUCAACUCAGGCGAGCUCGACCACGGCCGCGAGGAGCUGCCGCCGCCGAAUCGGCUCUCGACGGAUCGAUCGUCGGCGGCUUCAUUUGGCUUCGAAGGAGCGGCGGAGUUCGCCGCGAGAGCUGACUUUUGGUUGUACAUAAUAAUUUGACGGCCGUUGACGGCCGGUGACGGAAGAAAGUUUUGGACUUUA
This is a messenger RNA of Syzygium oleosum, 1037 nucleotides long. RefSeq lists its product as uncharacterized. The record is from RefSeq and is a predicted model, not a curated record. The coding region runs from base 92 to 787 and encodes 231 amino acids. The transcript has a single exon. Lineage: Eukaryota; Viridiplantae; Streptophyta; Magnoliopsida; Myrtales; Myrtaceae.